Molecule: messenger RNA, 735 nt
Organism: Exophiala spinifera
Lineage: Eukaryota; Fungi; Ascomycota; Eurotiomycetes; Chaetothyriales; Herpotrichiellaceae
Exons: 1
Coding region: 1-735 (244 amino acids)
Biological process (GO): L-cysteine catabolic process
Molecular function (GO): ferrous iron binding; cysteine dioxygenase activity
Source: RefSeq, a predicted model, not a curated record
AUGCUGUCCUAUCCAGUAACCGUCAUGGGCAACGAACACCACAUGGUUGACGCCUUUGGGCCGAAGGCUGGUGCAACACAGUCAUCCCGCCGCGAUGACAAUUCUAAUGAAUUCCACCGGCUCGUCCGUGCCCUCUCAGACGUCCUGGGCCCGUCGUCGGGUAUCAACUCAGAAGAUGUCGAUGAGAACGACCUUAUUCGGCUGAUGGAGGAGUACGACUCCCAGGAAGGUGACUGGUGUCGGUACGCCUUUUCCGACCCGAGCCGGAACUAUACUCGGAACCUCGUGGACGAGGGCAAUGGCAAGUCCAACCUUCUGCUCCUCGUCUGGAAUCCUUGCAAAGCUAGUCCAAUCCACGACCAUGCCGACGCCCACUGCGUCAUGAAGGUUCUCAAAGGAACCCUCAAGGAGACCUUGUAUUCGGUGCCACCAGGUCAGAGCGAAAGUGACAGCAGUUCUCCUGGUGCAGCCACGCCUCCUCAAAUAGUCAAGGAGACUUUGUAUCAUGAAAAUCAAGUCACCUACAUUUCAGAUAAGAUCGGCGUCCACAAAAUCUCCAACCCAUCACUUACGGAAGUGGCGAUAUCGCUGCAUCUGUACACGCCUCCACACGCUGCACACUAUGGCUUCAACAUAUUUGAUGAGAAGACUGGGAAGCCAACACACAUCCAACAGGCCGGGUUUUUCUCUGAUCGAGGAACGGUGAUCGAGAAGUGCAAGUUUGGUUCCUUUUAG